AGGGUCAAACACUGUCUUCUAACCAGACUAUUUAAUACCGAUACAAGACGAUACAGACAAGUUGACAGAUUAAGUUGUAAGUUCGUGUGUUAUGAACGGCUAACGAAAGUAGAUUCGACCAGAGAAUUAGAGGGAUCUUUACUAUGAAAAAAGAAGUAGUUUUCGUUGAAUAAUAAUCAAUAACGUGAUAUAUGUAUACGAAAAAUUCUAAUAUCAAAAGCGUACGUGGUGAAGAUAAGAGGAACUGAAUUUCAGUAAUCGUACACUUACAACAGUCAGCAUAUUAUCGUUAAAAGGAUCGAAACUGACACCGAAAUCGAAAGUAGUAGUCUCGGACCAUAUGUCCUGUAACCGGUCCAAAAUUUUAUUCCGGAAUGUAAUUUCGGUCCGAGUCCCUGACUUUUUAUUGAAAAAUUAUGCCGAGUAGUAAAACGAGAAUCGCUGUUGUCGGUGGUGGAGUGGCUGGUCUGGUGGUAGCUCGUCAUGUGGUGGCCAAAUUAAAUUCUUAUAAUCUCGUCCUUUUCGAGCAAACCGAUCACAUUGGUGGCACCUGGGUAUAUACUGAUGAAACAGAUCUUGACAAACAUGGACUUUUGAUUCACAGCAGCAUGUAUAAGAAUCUCAGGACAAAUAUACCGAAGGAAAUAAUGGCGUUACCUGACUUUCCCUUUCAAGAUCUGGGUGGCCCGUCUUUCGUCCACCACAGCUUAAUAAAAAAAUACCUCAUGAGUUAUGCGAAGCACUUCAAUCUUUAUCCCUACAUUAAAUUGAAUACCCUAGUGAAGCACGUAGAGCUAGAAACUAUUAACGGCCAGACAUUAUGGAUGGUGACAUACGAGUCAUUGGAGACCAAAACAGAAACCACAAAGAUUUUCGACGCCGUGGUGCUGUGCAACGGGCAUUACAGUGUCGGUCGUAUUCCGCAUAUUCCAGGUAUCGAAAGCUUUCGCGGUAGAUGUGUUCACAGCCAUCAGUACAGAGUGCCAGAGGUCUAUACCGGCAAGAAGGUUUGCAUACUCGGCGCGUCCUGGUCUGGCAUUGAUAUCGCCAUGGAAGUCUCGCAAUAUGCUGAUAAAGUAUAUCUGAGUCAUAAUCUGCCGGAACAACUCAACUCGAAAAUGUCGAGCAAUCUCGAGCAAAAACCCGGUGUCGAGUCCAUCCAGGGGAACAUUUUCACCUUCCGCGACAGUUCAACAGUGGAAGUGGACGAUUUCAUAUUCUGCACUGGUUACAAAUUCACGUAUCCCUUUAUAUCGGCUAAAGUCGAGAUACGUACGGAUGAUGACCAUGUGGAACCCAUCUACAAGCAGCUAGUGCAUAUGGACUAUACAAAUCUGUUUUUCAUGGGUGUGCCAGCAUUGGUGAUACCGUUUCCAAUGUUCCAUAUUCAAGCACAGUACAUCCUCGGGAUUCUCGAAGAUCGUAUUAAGUUACCGUCUGCGCAACAGAUGCGCGAAGAAUAUGAAAUCGAGAAAAAGUCUCUAUUGGACCAAGGCAUUCCGCUGAGACACAUAAACAAAUUAAAGGAUAGGCAAUGGGCUUACUACGAUCAACUUGCAACCGCUGCGAAUGUGACAGGCUUCCUACCAGUAGUCAAGAAAGUUAUGGAUCACGUUUUUCAAAUGCGCGAAGUAGACUUCACCACCUACAAAAAUUAUCAGUACCGUAUCAUUGAUAGCGAGAAUUUCAGUGUGUCUUACUGUAAACCUUGUUAAAUUCCACGCAAAGAAAAGUGAGAAAAGUAAAUAUUAUUUUAUUACAAAACGACUGUAUGUAUUUAAACGGAUACGAGAAAGAUACGUUUAAAUAUGUUUAUAUCUUUCAGUAUCAAUACUGUUUAUGCUACAAAUCUGUACAUACAUCGCAAUUUAAUACGAUAAAUAUUUUUUCGAUUAAGGACAGUUUAUUAUAACAUUAGAACGAAGGCGCUAUACCCAUUUAUUUUAAUCUUUCAUAAUCAUACCUCUUUAAAAGUUGAACCGUAAUAGUCACAUAGGGGUCAGAAUGACCUCGGAGCGCAUUUAACAUUAAUUUUUUUUGUCUUCAAAAAACGAAAACUAUGAAUAUGGUAAUAGGUUAAAUGCACUCUGGGGUCAUUUUGAUUCUGGUGUGAUCAUGAAGGUCAAUUAAUAAAAAUGUUUACCAUUAUGUUUCUACAAGAGACUGACUCGCAAAGGCUUGUUAUAAUAAUAAAAAAUAAUGAAAGAUACAGAAAAGAUAAAUAUUAGUACAUAAGGUUAUCGCAUCCAUGUUGGAAAAACCAAGUACAACCAAGUACUGCUCAUUCUUGAGAUUUUCGUAUUACUGCGCAGAAUCUGUGCCGCAGAUACCAAAUGCGGCCAUAUUCAAAUAAAUGUAUAUAGAUUAUACAUUACUAAAAAAAAACGAGCAUUGAAACAUUCAAAACUCGAUAUACUUCUCACGCGAUUUAUUUAGAGUCAAUUGACAAUGGGUUCAAGAAUCAAACCGGCAAAGCAUAGAGACGAUAUGUAAUUUAUGGUUAUGGAGACGAUACGUAAUUGUCGCAUAAUUUUGAGGAUUUUUUUAAAAAGAACAAAGCUAUAUUUCUUCGUUGCAUAAUCAUAACAAUUGUUUAAAAAUGUAAUCUAACACACGUAAUUCAAAAUAACAUAAAUACCACAACUGUAAUCUUUCAGCAAUUUAACGAAUGUUAUACGACUGAUACAUACGUAUAAAAUACAUACUAUACAUAUGUAAUUGAAUUUAUUCAACUUCCAGUCAUCAGGAGUAUAUUUAGGGAGACGCUAUUAGCGUUUUUAAUCAUUCUAUCCUUGUUUUACAUCUAAUAAACAAUAUAAAUGGAAUGACUCAAAUAGCUCUAAUGUCUCCCCGAACACAGCCCUGCAGAUUGCUCACAAUCGAUUCAAAAUUAAAUGUUACCAUAGCAUCAAUUUUUAUCACUAUUGUACCUAUUUUAACGCUGAAAAUAAGAAAAUGUAGUCCAUCAAAGUUAGCAACACUGUUGUAAACGUCUUUUUUACAUAUAAAAUAUAUAUAAAGGAUGUUUAUAUAUUACAUUACAUUAAUAUAUUAUUGAUAUAUUUCCAAUAUACAAAUGUUAUAUUCAAAGUUGCUGACGUAGAGUCGUACUAAUACAUUAUAUUUAUCAUUACAAAUAAUAUUAUGUAACAUUUCUGACACUCUUGUAACAUUACAUCUAAGUUACACGUUUGCGAUUUGCUAGGAGGAUUUAUGACUCCUGUGCAUUGAAACAAUUACGGUUGUCAAUGUAAUCAAAUUACAAUAAUAAAAAUUGCAUUUAGUCAAUUUGAUAUUUCUACAAUUCCUAAGAGCUUACAUCAUACAGAAUACAAUUGAAGGAUCCUAUUGAAAUUUACGAUUUU
This is a messenger RNA of Trachymyrmex septentrionalis, 3365 nucleotides long. RefSeq names its product flavin-containing monooxygenase FMO GS-OX-like 3. NCBI's taxonomy places the organism in Eukaryota, Metazoa, Arthropoda, Insecta, Hymenoptera, Formicidae. The record is from RefSeq and is a predicted model, not a curated record. Gene Ontology annotation, molecular function: flavin adenine dinucleotide binding; NADP binding; N,N-dimethylaniline monooxygenase activity. The coding region runs from base 417 to 1715 and encodes 432 amino acids. The transcript is spliced from 8 exons.